AUGGAGAUCAACGGAGUCUCGUUACAUCACAACACCACACAUGGCGGCGCACCACAGCCCACAGCGGCUUUCAAUGGCACCGGCGGAGGCACGCACGCGCCCCACAAGAUGAUGAUGAUGCACAUGACGUUCUUCUGGGGAAAAAACACACAAGUCCUCUUUUCGGGUUGGCCCGGAUCGAGCCCCGCCAUGUACGGGUUGGCCCUGGUCUUCGUCUUCUUCCUUGCCGUGCUCGUCGAGUGGUUCUCUCACUGCAAUCUGGUCAAUCCCGACUCGAACAGGCUCGCUGCGGUGCUGUUCCGGACAGGGUUGUACGCGGUCCGAACCGGGUUCUACUACAUGGUGAUGUUGGCGGUGAUGUCGUUCAACGUCGGGUUCGCGAUUUUCGGUAGUCGGGUCUUUAAGAAGUAA
Molecule: messenger RNA, 411 nt
Organism: Cornus florida
Lineage: Eukaryota; Viridiplantae; Streptophyta; Magnoliopsida; Cornales; Cornaceae
Product: copper transporter 1-like
Exons: 1
Coding region: 1-411 (136 amino acids)
Biological process (GO): copper ion transmembrane transport; intracellular copper ion homeostasis
Cellular component (GO): plasma membrane
Molecular function (GO): copper ion transmembrane transporter activity
Source: RefSeq, a predicted model, not a curated record